GAGCAUUGAAGUUAAAAGUAGUUAGCACAUUCUUUUUCCAUUUGGAGCAAUGAGCGUUGAAGACAGGACAGUCUCUGUGUUAUGCAACAAAAGGCAAAAUCUCUAAAGCAAACCAUAAGAUCGGAGAUCAAUAAACGAGCUCUUGCUCUUUUACUUUUCUAUUUUCAAGAAAUCAUUUUCACCUUCAAAAGUGUUAGGGUUUCAAAGAGGUGAAGAUGAACAGAGGAAAUUCUGGGGGUAAUUGUCUUCCAAAGUUCUUCAAAGUGUACUUACCUGAUGAAUCCGGAGAUGAUCUGGAAUUACCCAUCUCUUUCAACAGCUUUUUACCAAAGUCGUUGCCUAAAAAUGUAAUUGUUAGAAGUAUUUAUGGAAACAUUUGGAAAAUGGCGCUUAAGAAGUGUUGUGGUCAUGUUGAGAGAUUUACUAUGGUUAAUGGGUGGAAGAAGAUUGUAAAGAACGAAGAUUUGAAGGGUGGAGAGUUCUUGGAGUUUGAGUUUGAUGGCUCUUGGUGUUUCAAUUUCUGUAUCUACGGCCGUGCAACGUUUAAAAAGCUUAGAAGUUCAGUGCAAAUCGGAGAUAUCGAAGAUGAAUCUGAUGGUGAAGAUGAUAAACAUAGUGAUGAUGAUCAUGGUAUUGAUGAUCAAGAUUAUGGUGACGAAGAUAAAUCUAGUGAAAGUAUCAUAGUUCUUGAUGAUGAUGAUAUUAGUGAUGUUCAAGAUUAUAAUGAGGAAGAUACAUCUAGUGAAGAUAUUACCGCUCUUGAUGAUGCUGAUAAUGAUGAUAUUAAGGAUGUUCAAGAUUAUGGUGAGGAAGAUAUAUCUAGUGAAGAUAUCAUAGUUAUUGAUGACGAUGAUCAUGCUGAUGAUGAGAAAGAAAGAUGGAGAGGAGUUAAAAAAGAGAGAAAAGAGAAAGGUAUGAUAGAAACUUGUCUUGUGAAGUUAACUGAGCAUCACUGUCUUUUUAUUUUCUUGCGUAUAAAUUUUUUGAUAGGUUCUUCUGGAGAGCAUGACAGACACUAUCUGGAUAAUCACAUGAACCCUUUCUUUACAGUGAACCAGCAUCGGCAAAUAAAAUACAAUCUGCUGCGCAUACCAACUAAGGUCAUAACUAAGUCUGGCUUACACUUCCCUGAGUUCAUCAAUCUGAUUGAUCCACUCGAGAAAAUGUUCGGUAAGUUGAAGAGGAAAGUUGAGGGUCAAACAAUCAAGGGAUUCCGUAGUAUAAUCAGAAGGAAUAAUGUGAAGUUGACUGAUAAAGUGAUUUGUGAGUUAGUAAAGGAGAUGGAUGGUCUGGUUCGCGAAAUCAAGGUCCAUGUUAUAAGAGGAUGAUCUCUUGAUAAAGCUUUAUGCAUUAACAGUAAGACAUUAUCUAUGGUAUAUUGAGUUCUUAUAUGAAUAGAGUACUUGAAUUUAUGAAUCUUA
Arabidopsis lyrata subsp. lyrata is the source of this 1421-nucleotide messenger RNA. RefSeq names its product B3 domain-containing protein At5g60142. Lineage: Eukaryota; Viridiplantae; Streptophyta; Magnoliopsida; Brassicales; Brassicaceae. Bases 216 to 1328 code for a protein of 370 amino acids. The record is from RefSeq and is a predicted model, not a curated record. Gene Ontology annotation, molecular function: DNA binding. The transcript has 4 exons.